AUGGACUAUCGACCUUCGCCAGGUUCAAUACCGCUUCCACUGUCGAAUCCUCUGAGCCCGGUAGCAGUGCCCUUGGAAGAAGUCAACACAAAGCCACAAACCCUGAUCGGUGUCCUUCCGUCAAACGUAAAAGACUUUCAAGACCUUAGAGGCCUGGAUUUGGAACUGCUGCGACAAGCAAUAGAGGAUGAUGCAUCCAGCGCGGGUGCAAGGUCUAUCGCUGGAGACGAGAGAGGGCAAGAAGCUGAGGUGAAUGUCCCACAGCAAACACAAGAAGCACCUAUUCCAUCGUCAACAGUACCGACCGGUGAUAGCUUGUUCAAUGCGUUACGAUCACCAAGUUUGGAGCCUGUUUGUGUGGCAUCAACAUCCAGCCAAUCUGCAGAGCAGCCGACCCCAAAUAACAUCACUGUUCCAGUAACUGAGAGCUCUGGUGAGCUCAGUCGGCUAAUGGCUCGCUACCCGAUGAUGAUCACAGUGCCGGGCUCUGCACCCCACAAGCCACCGGUACGAGCCAUGUCACACGAAUCAUUCAUGAGCGCUGUGCAGCGAGGAAGAUCCACGGAUACUGGACAUGAACUCCAAGCGUCGCAGAUCCAGUUAGACGACAGAUCAAGAGAACCGAGAAGAGCUUUGAGCUCAUCUGCGCAGGUUGCGUUGCCUAGCUCUGGAUCGAGAUAUUCGGACGUGGAAGCUUCCAGUGAGAUCCCUGCCACAUACUUGAAGAAUACUACAAGCGCUGCGAAUUCUUCUCCCUUUACUCCUUCACAUGGCUUUUCUCCCGAAAGUUACCAAGUCUCGCAUGCCGAAAACAGACCACAACAGGUCAAAUCACCUCAACAAGCUGCCGCAUCCUCGUCCAGAUCUGGAUUUGAUCAACCUCCAGGAUACUUGGACGGGUCAAUGGGUCAAUUCCCACCACAACACGGACAUCCCGAAGUGCUCCUUGUCUCUAGACAGUCGUCGCCUCCACAAAAUGGCAAGCUGUCGAUGUCAUUAGCAGCUGCACCUUCGUCUUCGUACUCUUCAAUAUCUUUGUACGACGAACUAAAAUUUUCUGAGGCGCGAAACGAACGCGAACGAGAAGCACUCGAAAGGGAACUAGCUCAAGCGCGCCGAGAAGCAGACGAGCUAGAGCGACAAUGCGAGGAACUGGGCGAGAUGAUGCGUUCCCUCGGUUUGGAGCCCCCUGCAAUGCCAGAAAUCCACAUGGCCUUUCGCCCAGGUGCUUCUGUGGCGAGUUCUGAGCCGCGUGCGUGGCGCUCACCCCUACCUGAAGUUCCGACCUCCUCGCCGAGAAGACGAAGAGAAACCCAACCACAGACUCGAACUGUGUCGUAUCACAAGAUGAACGGAGAGCAUCUGCGACCUGCGCCAGAGGAAUCCCCAAAUAGACAUGAUGUGCGCUCUCAGGAAGCUCUUGAGCAUGCUGCGCGAACGCUAUCCAUUCCAAUAUCUGUGUUAUCCGGUGCUGUGUCGCAAACAUCACCCUCGCCAAACCCUUACGACCCGCAGUCGUUAGAUGAUGUGGUACGUGCGAUGGAUUUCCUUCGCUCAGCAGAUUCCUUGAUAUGGAAAGGUCGAAGAGAUAGGGGACGAAUGGCGGGUAGAGCCGGCGAUUCUGUUUACGCAGAGGAGAACGUGCAAGCGCUCAAGGAGAGGCUGGAUAUGUGGGAACGCGCGGUGCGAAGUCAACGAUAA
This is a messenger RNA of Dacryopinax primogenitus, 1701 nucleotides long. RefSeq lists its product as uncharacterized. Bases 1 to 1701 code for a protein of 566 amino acids. The record is from RefSeq and is a predicted model, not a curated record. The transcript has 5 exons. Lineage: Eukaryota; Fungi; Basidiomycota; Dacrymycetes; Dacrymycetales; Dacrymycetaceae.